Molecule: messenger RNA, 369 nt
Organism: Otolemur garnettii (small-eared galago)
Lineage: Eukaryota; Metazoa; Chordata; Mammalia; Primates; Galagidae
Product: cytochrome c oxidase subunit 7A1, mitochondrial
Exons: 4
Coding region: 67-309 (80 amino acids)
Biological process (GO): mitochondrial respirasome assembly; mitochondrial electron transport, cytochrome c to oxygen; regulation of oxidative phosphorylation
Source: RefSeq, a predicted model, not a curated record
GGGGAGGGCACAGUGUGUCCUUGGGCGGAGAGGGGAGGUGACUCCGGCUGAAAAGGAGGACGCAGAAUGAGGGCCCUGAGGGUCUCCCAGGCGCUGAUCCGCUCCUUCAGCUCCACUGCCCGGAACCGCUUUGAGAACCGAGUGCCAGAAAAACAGAAACUCUUCCAGGCGGACAAUGACCUCCCAGUGCACUUGAAAGGCGGGACAACAGACAACAUCCUGUACCGAGUGACUAUGGCGCUGUGUCUAGGGGGAACUGCCUACAGCUUGUACUGCCUCGGCUGGGCCUCCUUCCCCCACAAAAAGUGAGAUCAAGAAGGCUGAAGGACCUUGGGAACUUGGACAAGCAUCAAUAAAUACUUAAGUGUG